AGCAACUGCAAUGCUGCUGUCAGCCAGCGACACAAUGUGGCAUGUGCGCCAACCUUUUAUAUCCCUGUUAGCGAGCCAGCUAAGUUGCGCCAAGUUUCUCAUAUUUGUCCUGGUAUGCUUCCUAAGGUAGUUAUAUUGUCGGUAGUCGCACAAAUGCACACUCUUUUCCGCACAUCUCUUCUUUUAGGGUCAAUUGUUCAUUCUAUUUCAAAAUUGGAGCGUGCAGGCAUGGAGACCGCUGCUCUAGGUUGCACAACAAACCAACUUUCAGCCAGACCAUCUUGAUUCAAAACAUCUACCGUAAUCCCCAAAACAGUGCACAGACGGCCGACGCCUCUCGCUACCAUUGCCCUCUUGAACAUUUACCGUAACCCUCAAAACUCUGCCCAGUCUGCCGAUGGUUUACACUGUGCUGUCAGCGAUGUGGAGAUGCAAGAGCACUACGACGAGUUCUUUGAGGAGGUCUUCACGGAGAUGGAGGAGAAGUACGGCGAGGUGGAGGAGAUGAACGUGUGCGACAACCUGGGUGACCACCUAGUGGGGAACGUCUAUGUGAAGUUCCGCCGGGAAGAGGACGCGGAGAAAGCGGUGACGGACCUGAACAACCGCUGGUUCAACGGUCAGCCCAUCCACGCAGAGCUGUCCCCCGUCACCGACUUCCGAGAAGCCUGCUGUCGCCAGUAUGAAAUGGGAGAGUGCACGCGGGGUGGCUUCUGCAACUUCAUGCACCUAAAACCCAUAUCACGAGAGCUCCGUAGGGAGUUGUAUGGCCGCCGCAAGAAAAGGCACCGCUCCAGCUCGCGUUCGCGAGACAGGCGCUCCCGGUCCAGAGACCGUGGUCGUGGUGGCGGUGGUGGACGGGACCGUGCAAGACGGAGGUCAAGGGACAGAGAACGUUCUGGAAGAUUCUAAAUUUAAAGCCAAGAUCCGUCCCAUCUAUUCCUUCCCUCUCCUCUCUCUUCAUCCUCCCAGUCCCAUCUAUCCCUUCACUCCUCUCUCUUCAUCCUCCCAGUCCCAUCUAUCCCUUCACUCCUCUCUUCAUCCUCCCAGUCCCAUCUAUCCCUUCACUCCUCUCUCUUCAUCCUCCCAGUUCCAUCUAUCCCUUCACUCCUCUCUCUUCAUCCUCCCAGUCCCAUCCCUCUUGGCCCUGUGAUGAAAAUUGUUAAAUGUUGCAGCCCGAUUUUCUUUUAUUUCCUUUUUUUAAAGACACAGGUGUGUUUCUUUCUUAAUAAAACAUCUUUGUAGUGAUUUCAGUA
This is a messenger RNA of Osmerus eperlanus (European smelt), 1256 nucleotides long. RefSeq names its product splicing factor U2AF 35 kDa subunit. The record is from RefSeq and is a predicted model, not a curated record. Gene Ontology annotation, molecular function: metal ion binding; pre-mRNA 3'-splice site binding. The coding region runs from base 430 to 912 and encodes 160 amino acids. Gene Ontology annotation, cellular component: U2AF complex; spliceosomal complex. NCBI's taxonomy places the organism in Eukaryota, Metazoa, Chordata, Actinopteri, Osmeriformes, Osmeridae. Gene Ontology annotation, biological process: mRNA splicing, via spliceosome. The transcript is spliced from 9 exons.